AGGGAAAGGGUGCAGAACCCCCCCAUCCUCUGCAGGGGCUCGGGACAGGCAGGGAGCUGGGGCAGGACACACAGCCGGCCCUGGGGCUGGUUCAUUCUCCUGGGAUACCCAUGGCAGAAGCUGUUUAAAUGCUUUCCGAGGAACCCCAGACCCAAAGGCACAGCUACAGCUCAGGCUGCUGCAGGAGCUCGGUGUUUAUUGGGGAACCCCCCUGACAGCACACCCGGACACCUGGGAAGGACAACCUGACCCUGAAACUCCAGACCCCAAGGCACAGCUACAGCUCAGGAGCUCUGUGUUCCUUGGGGAGCCCCCCUGACAGCACACCAGGACACCUGGGAGGGACAUCAGGACCGUGUGUGUCUCAUCCUUAGAACCCAUCCCCAACUCCAGGAGCGUUUAAAGGAUCAUCCCCACCCCCAGAACACCCCACCAUGAACGGGUACCUGAACGAAUCCAAUUUCCUGAUGGUGGAGGAGGGCUUCACCACCAGAGACCUCCUGGAGAACCUGCUGGGGGAGCUGUGCCAGGAGGGCCAGCAGCAGCACCAGGCCCUCUUCGUGGCAGACCUGGGGGACAUCGUGAAGAAGCACCUGUGUUUCCUGAAGGCCCUGCCCAGGGUGAAGCCCCAUUUCCCAGUGAAAUGCAACGGCAGUGAGGGGGUGCUCAGGCUGCUGGCAGAGCUGGGGGCAGGAUUUGCCUGUGCCAACAAGGCAGAGAUCAGCCGCGUCCAAGGCAUUGGGGUGCCGCCAGACAGGAUCUUCUACAGCAGCCCCUGCAAGCAGGUGGCCCACCUCAGGUAUGCAGCCAGCCACGGGGUCAGGCUGAUGGCCUUUGACAACGAGGUGGAGCUGGGCAAGGUGGCCAGGAGCCACCCCCGUGCCAGGAUGCUGCUGGGGAUCACUGCCGACUCCAUCCCUGCUGCCCACCCCAGCCUGAGCUUUGGGAGCACGCUGGAAUCCUGUGGGCACCUGCUGCAGGCAGCCAAGGACCAGGCUGUGGAGGUUGUUGGCAUCAGCUUCCACCUGGGGAGCCGUGGGCUGGAGGCCCAGGCCUGGGCGCAGGCUGUGGCCACAGCACAGCUGGUGUUUGACAUGGGGACAGAGCUGGGACACCACAUGCACCUCCUGGACAUCGGGGGAGGCUUCCCUGCCACUGAGGACACCAGAGCCCCGCUGGAAGAGAUCGCUGCUGGGAUAAACUCUGCCUUGGAUUUGUACUUCCCUGAGGGCAGCGGGGUGGAAAUUAUUGCCAGGCCUGGGCGUUACUAUGUCACCUCUGCCUUCACCUUGGCUGUCAGCAUCACUGCCCUGGAGGAGAUCCCCGUGGAGCAGCCUGGCUCUGAUGAGGAAGAGUGUGGCAGCAAGAAGAGCCUGGUCUAUCACCUCAGUGACGGCAUCUACGGUGCCUUCAGCUGCCUCCUGUUCGACAGCCCCUGCCCCAGGCCCCGGCUGCACAGGAGGCCGUGCCCAGAGCAGCCCUGGCACAGCUGCAGCCUGCGGGGCCCGCGGGGGCACAGUGAGGGUGCCAGCAUCGCCGAGGGGCUGCGGCUGCCCCAGCUGCACGUGGGGGACUGGCUGAUCUUCGGGGACAUGGGAGCCUACAGCAUGCCAACGUCACCCCUGGGCACAGCUGGCGGCGCCCAGGCUCGGGUCACCUACGCCAUGUCCCGCAUGGCCUGGAAAGCCAUCCAGCUGUUGCAGGGAAAGCCACCCCAGACAGAAGAAGAGCGUGAGAGCCUCUGCACGCCCCUGUCCUGUGGCUGGGAGAUGGCAGAGACCCUUUGUGUGCCCCCUGUCUUCGCUCCAGCUGGCAUCAUCUGAGCAGCUCCGGGCAAGGAGCCACGCUGGGAAAGGGCCUGUGGUGGUGCUGGCAGGAGAAAUGUCCCAAAAUGGUGUUGGGGUGGGGAAAAUCCCAUAAUGGUAUUGGGGAAAAAUCCCAUUGCAGCACCAGGAGAAAUGUCUAAUCAUGGUGUUGGGGUGGGAAAUAUACCAUAAUGGUAUUGGGGAAAAAUCCCAUUGCAGCACCAGGGGAAAUGUCCCAUCAGGGUGUUGGGGUGGGGAAAAUCCCAUCAUGGUAUUGGGGAAAAAUCCCAUUGCAGCACCAGGGGAAAUGUCCCAUAAUCAUAAUGGUAUUGGGGUGGGGAAAGAUGCCAUUGCAGCACCAGGGGAAAUGUCCUAUAAUAACAUCAGGAUGGGAAAAAUCCCAUAAUGGUAUUGGGGUGGGAAAUGUCCCAUAAUGGUGUUGAGGUGGGAAA
This is a messenger RNA of Melozone crissalis (California towhee), 2257 nucleotides long. It is a transcript of the gene AZIN2, whose product is annotated as antizyme inhibitor 2. The transcript has 12 exons. Gene Ontology annotation, molecular function: catalytic activity. Gene Ontology annotation, cellular component: cytoplasm. The record is from RefSeq and is a predicted model, not a curated record. Lineage: Eukaryota; Metazoa; Chordata; Aves; Passeriformes; Passerellidae. The coding region runs from base 435 to 1823 and encodes 462 amino acids.